This is a messenger RNA of Babesia bovis T2Bo, 2868 nucleotides long. RefSeq lists its product as uncharacterized. The record is from RefSeq and is a predicted model, not a curated record. The transcript is spliced from 4 exons. NCBI's taxonomy places the organism in Eukaryota, Apicomplexa, Aconoidasida, Piroplasmida, Babesiidae. Bases 71 to 2854 code for a protein of 927 amino acids.
UUACCUCGCAAUUAUCAUUUCUGAGUCACAUCUUAGCAUAUUGUGACUUGGUUUGGGUUAAUGCGACGCCAUGUCUACAGAUGAGAAGUACAAGGACCUGAAGCGACGUUACGCUACUCUGAAGCAUGCUGUCAAACAGUUUCACGAUGAGUUUGAACGAACUAAGGCGGAACUAGAAGCUAAACGGCAUAUCUGCUCAGAGCUUGAGGAACAACACCAACAGCUUAAGACUGCUUACGAUGAACUCAUCGCUGAUGUGAGCGUCAUUAAGUCACGCAAACCUGCAAAACCAUCAUCUUCGACAUGGGAAAAUGCGUUAACUCUGAUAAAAAAGGGGGCACAAUCGGUGUCUAAUGAUACCGAUGGCGAUACCUCCUUGCUGUACAAUGAGGUGGUAUCGCUUAAAAACCAAUUGGAGGCAGCUGCACAUGAGAAAGAGGAACUGUUGAAGCGAAACCAGGCGCUGCGCAAUGACCACGACAAGCAGGCCUUUGAGUAUAAUUCAACAGUUACGGAGUUGAAGGAGCGAAUAUUAGCUUUGGAAGGUAUUUUAAAAGAUCUACAGGGCAAUUUAAUAUCGUCUGAAUAUCGUGCUACAAGAGCAUCUUCAGAGAUUGCCAAUCUUAAUUCCAGUCUAGCUGCCCGCGACAAGCAGGUCGAGAAGUUGGAAGAGACUCUUGCAUCCGAACGUCGCAAACAUGUACGUCAUACAAUCGCAUUUGAGCAGAAUCUACGUACCAAGUUGCUUUUUGACCUUUCUCGUAUUCCGUUAAUCAAUACGCUGAAUAUAUAUAAUCACCGUUAUAUGCACGACUGGAGUUUGCUACGUCAUUCAGUAUCUGAUAUUCGCAGCACCCUACACGAGGCGUUAUUAGCAAUGUUAAAGGCCUGGAGCGCUACUAUGCGUUUUAUCAAGUGUCCACAAAUUGUCACAGAAAGCGUGCUUCAACGUUCACCAACUAUGCUUUCCACUUCUAGCAAUCAACCAGAUGAUGAGACUUCUUCAAUGACACCAGUAUCGAAUUGCAUUGACAACGCUUCAGGGGACUGCAAUGGAAAAACCUGGGAUACCAAAGCCCAUGUGGAUGCUGCUGCUGAUGGCACUAUGGCCGAUGUGGAUACCGUGUCGGCACACGACGAUGGUUCACUUCCUUCAUGUCUUGGCAAUAGUGAUUCUGAUGGCCAUAUUUGGCUGUCUCUGGAGUCAUAUAGGAAAACAUCUGAGUCUAUUUUAAAUAAGUUGGAAAGAGAGCUUUCGGCAGUGGAAGGAGCAAACAUUGGCAAUGUAUCACUGUUCAGACGCCUGGCGCAAACAUUUAGGAAUUUAUCGCACAACCAGCGCAUAUAUUUAUGUAUAGAGGAGUAUGUCUGCCCAUAUACUGAUGACAAGGUUAUGUCUAUGCGUCCACGUCAGGAUAUGCGAAGUGCUCGUAUAUUCAUACGCUGCCUUGGCGACAUGUGCAUGGCAGUAUCAAAGCUCUUUACAUUCUACGAAUACGCUUUAUUAAGUUUGGAUCAGUUAGUGGAGAAUGAUUUAUGUCGGUUGGCCACUGUGCUAUCUUCGGAGGUAACCUUUGGCAACAGCAAUCGCUAUGAUAAUCCGGAAACACCUCUGGAGAGUGACAAUGAUUUCAACGAGGAAACAAGUUAUACCCGGCCAAUACCAGUCUUAGGGCAUAAUGAUGUACCCUAUGUUGGCAAUUUCACACCUAGUGUUUCCGUUGUCCCAAAGUCCCGGAUGGGUCUCCUUGACAUGACUGAAGACCACUCUUCCUCACGAGUGUUACGUUCAUUAUCACGCCAAAUAUUAGCUUCAGUGAAAGAUAUACUUGCGGUGAUUUCUGUUUUUAAAUCUGUGGUCUCACACCGAUUAUGUUAUCCCAAAUUGGCUUCAGGUUACUUUUUACCUCUGAGCGGCGGUUCUGCUGAAAUGGUAGACCUCAGUUCUUCAAUAGUUACCUUGGAGACCCAGCUUUCUUCGAUCACUGAAGAUAUUAUUUUACUCAUGCUGGGUAUAUAUUUGCAGUCACGGCGUGAAUGGCUUUGCGGUUUAUCAAUACCUGUAUCUACUACUCCAGGGGUUGUAGAUCCGUCUGUUGAUUAUGAAUUUCAAAAUAUGCUAUCCAAUCACGUUCGGGAGAUAAAUACCAUGCUAUUGCAAUCACCUGAGCGUGUUCAUCUUGAGACCGUUUCCGCAAGUUUACGUUCAGCCGGUGAGGGACGUCGUGAAAUACUUGCUUGUAACGAACGUUUACGUGAGAUUAAUGAAGAAUUAAUGGCUGAACGCGCUCGUUGUGAAGCUUUGGAAUCGCAAUUGUUGGAUAGCCGUCGUGUACCUCAUCCUGAUGAUCGUUUGGUAUCGGAAUUUGAAAGGCUUUUGUCCAGAUAUCGAUUUUACGAUUCUCGAGGCGGUUAUAAUGUCGAUGCUGCUGCUCAAAGCACUUACCACGAUCUCAUGGAUGAGAUUCAUCUACUUCGUGAGGAUGGCAGCAAGAAGGUGAAAAGGCUAUCUGUAUAUAUUCGUCAUUUGGUCAAAUCAGUAGAACUCCUUGAGGAUUCGAAUCGUCAGCUUCGUCAGGGACUCAAGGACUACGCAGAGCAAUACGAGGAGUCAAGGUCUUCGGCUGAUGCCAUGGCAUUGAAUUACAAGGAGCAGCUUGGUCUUAUGAGUGAACAUAUCAGCGAGUUGAACAUCGCUAUGGUAAAGGCUGAAUACCGCACGUCAGAGCUCUUAGAAAUGCAACUAUUAUGUCCCGCGUGCAAGUCUAUAAGUGUUUUACGUGAUGUUGUGAGUGCCAAGUCUGGUGGUGGCUGUACAACAUGUGCUCGUCGUUUAUUAAAGAAACCCAGUUGAACCACUUAAACUGC